Penicillium pulvis is the source of this 1284-nucleotide messenger RNA. Its product is annotated as phf1/phf2 family PHD finger domain-containing protein. Gene Ontology annotation, molecular function: chromatin binding; DNA binding. Gene Ontology annotation, biological process: chromatin organization; regulation of DNA-templated transcription. The record is from RefSeq and is a predicted model, not a curated record. Gene Ontology annotation, cellular component: nucleus. The transcript has a single exon. The coding region runs from base 1 to 1284 and encodes 427 amino acids. Lineage: Eukaryota; Fungi; Ascomycota; Eurotiomycetes; Eurotiales; Aspergillaceae.
AUGCCCGCAAUCAAGCGGGAGAUGAGCCACCAGGGUGUGACCAAUGUUCCAGAGACCCGGACCAGCAGAUCUGGCCGGGCUCUCAAAGCCCCCGCCAUGUACGAUCCAGCUACAGCUGCCUCGCGCAAAGGAAAACGUGCCACCAAGAAGGAGGCCAAUAUCACUUGUGUCAAGUGUCACCGGGGUAGCUCCCCCAGCAACAAUAUGAUCGUAUUUUGCGAUGGUUGCAAUGAGACCUGGCACCAAAAAUGCCAUGAUCCAAUAAUUGACGAUCAUGUCGUGCAAGUUGCAGAUGCCGAAUGGCGCUGCCACAAGUGCAAGCCUGCACAGGAGCCGGUCACAGUUCCUCAAAAGGGAAAUGCACCAGCUCCCCAGAAGGAAAAAGUGCCAGCUCUUCUAAAGGGAAAGGCAUCUGCCCCCCAAAAGGAAAAGGCACCAGCUCCUCAGAAGAGAAAGGCAUCAAACCUGCCAAAGGAAACGGCACCGGCUUCUCAGAAGCGCAUGCGCAAGCCCUUCGCCCACCCACGACUUGGACGGGCUGGAGUCCCUCCACGAUUUUGCAAGGGUGAGGAGUACUCCAUCGACGCAAGACGUGCGUACUUAUCUCAACUCUCCCAUGCUGAGCUGGUUGAACUCGCUGUCAACGUGUCCGUUGAAAAUUCGCAUGUCGCAAUGUUUCCCCGGGACAUGGGUAACUACUUCGACGUCGAUUACAAAUUCCCUGCUCAACACCACCUCGCUACGUCUGCUGCGUCAAACAAAAGGCGCCUUGAAGAUUUUGAAGAGCCUAAAGAGGCCCCGAAUCCCGUAAAGAGGGCGAGAACCAUGCCUCCCCCUGCCACCAAACCUGCUGUGAGGCCGAAUACUCGCUCGCAGUCUACCACUGCUUUAGAUGGACCUGCAGGCAAGACUGAACGCAACCACAAGAGGGUUCUCACCACAACCACUAUUCCCAAGACCCUACAAGACCGCAUUGACCAACGGCUCCGUGAAGAUGAACUCCAUCGGGAAUGGAGCAUGGCCCAGGAAUCGGUAUCUUUAUCGACCACAAAGUCCACCAAAUCAGAACUUUCGGAAGCGAGCCUUGCCGGAAUCCAAGAUCACCGGCAGUACCCAGCGGCCGGGAAUGGCUUUUCUCUGCCAUCGCAGCCUGAAGACCUCGAUAUUCUUCAGGAGGCUGAAGACUGCCCCACAUUCAGUUAUUCGUAUGAUGCGGCAAGAAAGAAUAUUGAAUAUAUUCGAAAAAUGCUGAGAAAUACUGUCGAUGAUGAGCGUAUCUUAUGA